CAAUCAAUCGGAGAAGAAUCAUUUGCCGAGACCAAGAUUGCAAAACUAGGUCUCUUCGGUCUUCAAGAGUUGCAUUUCCAUUGCAAAGUAAUCCUGCUCUGGAGCGUUUUUGGCACUUUGUAUAAUUUAACACUGUUUCUUCAGAUUUACAAUCAAUAUGACCCUUGCAAAGCAGUGAAUCCAACUAUCAGUUGGGAGCAAUUGGCUUUUUUGUAGAAUACUUUCUUUUCACUUUGUUCAAGUUUACAAAAUAUAGGGAAUGCAAAUGCAUAAAGUUCACUGAACUGGGAUGAAAAAGCAACUGCUCCAACCAGCUCAGUAAGGCUUGACCAGCUACUUCGAGAGUCCUUCGAACCCAAGUGCAACAGAGCGGACAACAUUGGUGUGAGUGAGUGUAUGCGGUGGUGGCCCUCAGCAUGGUGUUGCCACCACCGAACAAGCGGCAUGUGUGUCUUACCACCUUUGUCAUCAUGACCAGCAUGGCAUUCAUGGACGCCUACCUGGUGGAGCAGAAUCAGGGGCCACGAAAGAUUGGCGUCUGCAUCAUUGUCCUUGUUGGGGACGUCUGCUUUCUCAUCGUCCUUCGCUAUGUGGCGGUUUGGGUUGGAGCAGAAGUGCGGACGGCUCGACGAGGAUAUGCCAUGAUCCUUUGGUUCCUCUAUAUCUUCGUGUUGGAGAUCAAGCUUUACUUUGUCUUCCAGAACUGUAAGGCUGAUCGCAAGAGUCUGGAGACUGUUGCCCGCAAGGCUUUGACUUUAUUGUUGUCCAUUUGUGUGCCAGGCCUCUACCUGGUUCUGGUGGCUCUGGACAGCAUGGAAUACGUCCGUACCUUUCGGAGGAAGGAGGACAUGAGGGGUCGGCUCUUCUGGGUGGCUUUGGACUUGCUGGACCUGCUGGAUAUGCAGGCAAACCUUUGGGAGCCGCAGCGGACGGGUUUGCCCAUUUGGGCGGAAGGUUUGAUGUUCUUCUACUGCUACAUUUUGCUUCUGAUUCUUCCCUGCGUGUCCCUGAGUGAGAUCAGCGUGCAGGGCGACCACGUGUCUCCCCAGAAGAUGAUGCUCUAUCCUCUUCUCAGUCUGGUUACCAUCAAUAUCGUCACCAUCCUCAUACGUGGCGUCAACAUGGUGUUGUUCCAGGACAGCCGGGUUUCCACCAUCUUUGUCGGCAAGAAUGUGGUGGCAAUUGCGACCAAGGUAUGCACCUUUCUCGAGUACCGGAAACAGUCGCGAGAAUUCCCAAAUCGAGAGAACGCAACCGGAAUUCCUAUGGAAGUCCAGCAGAACUCGAUGGGACAUGGACAAGCUCUGCCGAAUGCCACAAGCCUCCCACAUGAACCCACUCCAGCACGGGAGAUUAUGGAUACAUGACCAAGGAACCAAAAUAGAGUAUUUUGAGCCAACAAGGAGCAUUCGAAC
Sinocyclocheilus anshuiensis is the source of this 1415-nucleotide messenger RNA. Its product is annotated as transmembrane protein 121-like. The record is from RefSeq and is a predicted model, not a curated record. Lineage: Eukaryota; Metazoa; Chordata; Actinopteri; Cypriniformes; Cyprinidae. Bases 417 to 1367 code for a protein of 316 amino acids. The transcript has a single exon.